AUGGACGGCUGGAGAUCUAGAGAGAUCUUGAGAGAUCUUGAGCAGAUUCAGCUGAAGAGGUGUGGGCCGGCCGGCACGGAGAUGGUUUCCGCGUCGAAGGUCGAGCGUUCACGUGACUCUCCUGGGGGGACCGAGGACCGGUCGGGAAUGAUUCAGUCGUCGAGGUGGUGCUGUGUUGAGCAAAACUUUUGGCCUCCCGGGGGGGGCCGGCGCGGGCGCGGCGGUGAUGAUUUCCACGUCAGGGUCGGGCGGCUGGGCCCCGAGACCGGUUCGACGUUGCUGAGUGAGCCAAGGACGUUCCGGACCGGCGCGGGGACCCGGGGUGGUUUCCUCGUCGGCUCAAGGUCCGGAUCGACCGGAUGCACAUCUCUGUCGGUGGGUGGGGUGAAGUGGAUCUUGCAGGGUGAUUCGGUUCAACGUCCCGAUGAGCUCCAUCCAGCUGAAGAUGUUGACCGACUCACCGAUGGAAUCCAUGUCGGAUCCAUGCAUGCAUGCACAUGCCGACGUAGACACCACAUCUGUCUCCCUGCUUCAGUGCGCGGGCGAGGCGUCGUGGUCCAUACCCGCCGGGGUCGGCCCUCCGAAGGGAUAUUGUCGGAUGAGGUCGCCCCUGUUCCCGCCCCUGUUCCGUCAUAUCCUCUCCCCCCCCCUUCAAGGCCAUUCGGUCUCAGCUCAGUCGACGGGGAGAAGCGCUGCGGCCAAGGCGGCGGUGGGGCCCAGUUUCAAUCCGGCCCAUACAAAUCGGUUCCCCCGACACGGAUUUUCGAGGUAGACAAUUGUCAAUAUGCCGAGGAAUCUGCUGCAUACUUCUAUGGCGCCAAAAUUGGCUGCGAAUACCCCAACGGAGAUGGAAUCCGUUACCACGACCUCCAAUCGUCGCUUAAAAAAGCAAGACACUCAACAAAAUCCCUCCUUGUACAACAUAUAGCCCGAGCUUCAGUGAUCGGUCUUAAACAAAUUCUCCCAUCAAGUGAUUCGUAUAUUGCCGCUGUUUUUGACACAGUGAAAAAUAGAGAUUGCACCCUGGAGAAACGGAAGAAAACCCCUUUUAAAGCUGACAGCAAAGUGGUGAACCUCACUGUCAUGCCCUUUGCGGAGAAGGUUAUCACCUGGAUCAUCACUGGGGGUUACAACGACUCAGUUGACCUUGUGGGUAAAACUCUCAAGCAACGCUUCCGAGAACACGACCCAAAGAUUGUGUUCCAAAUCCGUGUUGCAGCCAUUACCCGUUACAGAAUACUGAAUGGACAAUUUAUGGCCGUCUUCUCAAGCCCCCCACCCUGGCUGGGAAAACAAUUGGUAGUUGGUAAGGAGACUCGACUACUUACAGCAGAAGCACCAUUCAAAUGCCGUUUCUGUAGUCAGAGUGGGCACUCAAUUCAUAACUGUACUGAGGCAACUGAUUUUGGGACUGGAACCGAAAUUAUGGUCAAGAUACGACGGUCCCCCCCCCUCGAGACUUGGCAGACCGGGGCCUUAAACACGCAUGUUGACGAAGACAACGUGAUGGAGGAGGUAUCCAUCACGACCAGUGAACCCGAUGUCACCGCUGGCAAUCACGAAGAUCCUGGCAACAGUGCCUAUGGAUGGGAGUCGAUCAAAGAAGAGACGAUGUCAGUCUGUAUGAGAGGCCUGUGA
Molecule: messenger RNA, 1638 nt
Organism: Paracoccidioides lutzii Pb01
Exons: 5
Coding region: 1-1638 (545 amino acids)
Source: RefSeq, a predicted model, not a curated record